Molecule: messenger RNA, 6932 nt
Organism: Columba livia (rock pigeon)
Lineage: Eukaryota; Metazoa; Chordata; Aves; Columbiformes; Columbidae
Gene: OPRD1
Product: opioid receptor delta 1
Exons: 4
Coding region: 277-1389 (370 amino acids)
Biological process (GO): neuropeptide signaling pathway; G protein-coupled opioid receptor signaling pathway
Cellular component (GO): plasma membrane; neuron projection
Molecular function (GO): neuropeptide binding; G protein-coupled enkephalin receptor activity
Source: RefSeq, a predicted model, not a curated record
GGACAGACAGGGAGCAGGGGGAGGACGGCGGGCAGGCGGCGGGGGAAGCAGGCAGGGAGCUGCGGACGGGAGGUGGGAGCGGGCAGGGGAGGGGGCAGGCGGGCGGGCAGGGCCGCCCCCUGCCACACGUGGCUCGGGGGACACGCCGGGUUUAUAAAGCGUCCCCGGCCGGCGGGCGGGUGCGGGAGGCGGCGGCUCUUGCUGGGAGCGGGGCGCGAACCCGCGACCCUCGGAUGAGCUCGGCCGCCACUGCGGGGCCGCGGCCGCCCACGGACCAUGGAGCUGCCCACGGAGAUGCCCACGGAGCUGCCCACGGCUGCCGGCACCGCCUGGGGCAAUGGCACCGCCUGGGCCCCCCUGCCCGGCCAUGAGGCCAACGAGACGGGGCCACCGCGGGGCAAGAACGCCACGUCCAUCCUCAUCGCCAUCGUCAUCACCGCGCUCUACUCCGUGGUGUGCGUGGUGGGGCUGCUGGGAAACGUCCUGGUCAUGUACGGCAUCGUCAGGUACACCAAGAUGAAGACGGCCACCAACAUCUACAUCUUCAACCUGGCCCUGGCAGACGCGUUGGCCACCAGCACGUUGCCCUUCCAGAGCGCCAAGUACCUGAUGGAGACCUGGCCCUUCGGGGAGCUGCUCUGCAAGGUUGUGCUCUCCAUUGACUACUACAACAUGUUCACCAGUAUCUUCACCCUCACCAUGAUGAGCGUGGACCGCUACGUUGCCGUCUGCCACCCGGUUAAGGCCUUGGACUUUCGCACACCGGCCAAGGCCAAGAUCAUCAACGUGUGUAUCUGGGUGCUCUCCUCUCUCAUUGGGGUGCCCAUCAUGGCCAUGGCGGUCACCAAGUCAAAAGAUGGGAAGGUGCUGUGCACGCUCCAGUUUCCUGAUCCCCCCAUAUACUGGGACACCGUCACCAAGAUCUGUGUCUUCAUCUUCGCCUUCAUGGUCCCCAUCUUGGUCAUCACCAUCUGCUACGGGCUGAUGAUCCUUCGCCUGAAGAGCGUCCGGCUCCUCUCGGGCUCCAAGGAGAAAGAUCGCAACCUGCGCCGCAUCACGCGCAUGGUGCUGGUGGUGGUGGCAGCCUUCAUCAUCUGUUGGACGCCCAUCCACAUCUUCGUCAUUGUCUGGACACUGGUGGACAUAGAUAAGAAGAACCCCUACGUGGUGGCCAGCCUCCACUUCUGCAUCGCCCUGGGUUACACCAACAGCAGCCUCAACCCCGUCCUUUACGCUUUCCUGGAUGAAAACUUCAAGAGGUGUUUCCGAGAGUUCUGCCUGCCCUUCCGAGCCCGCGUGGACCAAACCAGCUUCUCCCGUGCCAGGAACGCCACCCGGGAGCACGUCUCCACCUGCACCCCUUCCGAAACACGCAACAAGCCGGCAUGACUAGACGUGGGCAGCCUCCAGCGGGGCUGCCGGGGCCGCGGGGGGAACGACCUGCCCUCGGAGGUCACCCAGGUCACCACCACGGAGCUCUAGCAGAGCAGUGAGUGCCGAUAACGCCGCUGGGUUUCUGCUCAGACUGACAGCAAGUGACUGCAAAGAGGCUUUUUUACAUCCUGGAGAAGCAGGGAUGGGGGAACCAGGACUCACCCAGCAACCUAGGGACCAAAACAUAGGGACCAAAACCAGGGGAGGCUGAGGUUGGAUUUAGGAACAAUUUCUCCCCCAAAGGGCUGUGGGGCAUUGGAACAGGCUGCCCAGGGCAGUGCUGGAGUCACCAUCCCUGGAGGGCUGGACAGACGGACAUGAGGUUCUCAGGACAUGGGGCAGGGACAGGGGUGGGGCAACGGUUGGACUCCAUGAUCCUGAGGUUCCUCUUCCAGCCAAAAUGAUUCUAUGAAAACAAGAGGCAAAGUGGACAGAGCUGCUCUGCUGCUGGUCCCGCUGUGGCUGGGGACAGCCCCAAAUAGCCAGCAAGGGCUGUCACCUCCAACAUGUGGCUAUCGGCAAAACCAAAUCAUCCAGGGACACCGCGAUGCGAUGACCAUGUGCUGUAUGGGCUGAGGUGGAAAUGCUCUGGUGGCAGGAGGGGACCGUGCUGGGGGUGAUGCCACAUCUUGGGGCCUCGCUCCAUCCCCCCUGAGCUGUGUCCAAAAAAACACCAGAGAUGGGAAUAGAAAACGAUGCAGCUCCAGAGACAGCAUUAUCAAACAGCCUCAAAUCCAGAGAAAAAAUUUCACUGCAGUCCUUCGAACCGGGACAGGCCCCAGAGGACAAUUUUCUGCUGUUAAUGACAUUACUGAAUUAUUUUGAGACCUCUGACCACAGCCGGGGCAGCCCUGGACAUGGAUACGGCCGGGGAUGGGUGGCAGGACAGAGUGGGACACGUCUCGAGUUCCCCCGUGUCCACCCGCUGGUGCCAAAUUCCUCCAGCCCAGCACCCAUGGGGUGACGGGACCGCUCCUCACCCCUCUGCCGCCAAACACAUCACACCUAAGAAAAACAGCUCAUUAGGGCAGUGAUUUGUGGGGACAGGAGGAGUUUCCCACAGCGCUAAAGUGACUGGGAUGGACUGACCAGCGCUGCUCUCCCUCUCCUGCCGCCGGGUGAAGGGUGAACAGCACUGCCCACAUCUCCUUUAGGUAUCACCACCAUUCCCUAAUUCCCCAAACAGGGGAGUGCAGGUGAUUUCUGUGCCCAUGAGAGACAGAUAUUUGGGAUUUCAUGGAGCAUCCAUUGCUCUGAGCCCCAGGGCGGCACAUCCCACAGGAGCCACCAGCCUGGGACCCCUGGACCACGUUAUCUGUCACCAAACAAUGACCGAUGUGUCCCCCCAGCCCCCUGCUCCCCGCAUCCCCCCGGGAACUGCGACUUUCCCUUCCUCUGCCCUUCCCGCCGCUCUGGAGGUCGAUGGGCUGAGGAAGAGGAGGAGGAGGCAGCAGUAAUAGCAUUUAGCGGACAAAUGGAUGCAGCUGGAGGAAGCAGGCGAGUGCGCGGCUGCACCUGGGGCUGGCGGGAUGGAGAGCCUGGCUUGUGUCUCUGCUCUUGCCAGUUGCAUCAAUUUAGCCUAAUAAAGGCCAUUACCUCUCCUUCCCAGCCCGACCGCCCUCCGGAGCCGGUGGAAAUUGCGGCCUCUCCUCUUGGAAGGCAGAGCUGACGAGGCAGCCCAAGCGGAUUCUUUUCUUUCUCAAAGGAACCAAAUAGGGUGAAAUUGGCCAUUUGGAUCCCAAAGCAAUCGCUGCCCAAGUGUGCGACUGAUCCUCCUCGUCUCCCCCUUGAACAAAAGCUUCUCACUUGAUGUUGCAUCAGCCCGUGCAGCCCCAGCCCCUGCCCGAGGCUCCUCAGCAUCGGUCCCUUUGUCCCCUGCCAGCCGUCUGUCCAUGGGAGGCUGCACGGAGCAUCUGGUGCAGGAGGACCAGCAGGAUCAGCUCCAGGACUGGAACUGGGGGAAAACCCCCCAGGAUCCCACGAGUUUGAGCUUCAGCACCAUGAGAAGAGAGACUGAGGUGUCCGGGAGGAGCUGGAGACCAACCUCCAGCUCUUCACCUCCCCUGAGCUGGGGUACAGCCCUCAGCAGCGAGUGCUGGGAAACACUCCUGGUUUGAAGCCGGUUCCUGGUGAGGUCCUGGCAAUGACGGGUGUCCCCGCGGGGGCGGGUGUCCCUGUGGGGGCAGGUGUCCCUGCAGGGAUGGGUGUCCCUGUAGGGGUGGGUGUCCCUGCAGGGGUGGGUGUCCCCGCGGGGGUGGGUGUCCCUGCAGGGGUGGGUGUCCCUGUAGGGGUGGGUGUCCCUGCAGGGGUGGGUGUCCCUGCAGGGGUGGGUGUCCCUGCAGAGGUGGGUGUCCCUGCAGGGGUGGGUGUCCCUGCAGGGGUGGGUGUCCCUGCGGGGGUCAGGUGUCCCUGUGGGGGCGGGUGUCCCUAUGGGGGCGGGUGUCCCCGCGGGGGUGGGUGUCCCUGUGGGGAUGGGUGUCCCUGUGGGGAUGGGUGUCCCCGCGGGGGUGGGUGUCCCCGCGGGGGUGGGUGUCCCUAUGGGGGCGGGUGUCCCCGCGGGGGUGGGUGUCCCUGCAGGGAUGAGUGUCCCUGUGGGGAUGGGUGUCCCUGCAGGGGUGGGUGUCCCCGCGGGGGUGGGUGUCCCUGUGGGGAUGGGUGUCCCUGUGGGGGUGGGUGUCCCCGCGGGGGUGGGUGUCCCUGUGGGGAUGGGUGUCCCUGUGGGGGUGGGUGUCCCUGUGGGGCCGUGUGUCCCUGUGGGGGUGGGUGUCCCUGCAGGGGUGCGUGUCCAACGCUGUGCACCAGGACAUCUUGGGUUUCACUCCAGACUUCAGCAUGAAGCUGAAUUCUGGCUCAAUAUCUCAAUUUGGGGAGUCACUCCCCCCCCCCCCAAAAUGUGAUGAUGACUCAGCAUCACCGAUCUCUUUAACCAGCCCCAGCCAGUGCCUCAGUUUCCCCUGGAAAUCCCGACCUCGUCACCAAGGCUGCCAAAGGCACGAAGCGGAGCCGUUUCCAUCCGCAGCAGCCGCAGUUGAUGGGAACACGGUGAAGAAACGGGGGACACGGCGGGGCUGAGCUCCCGUCAUCCAGAUGGGGCAUCUCUGCCCUUCGGGGACCCCCGGUCGUGUUGGGGGGCACAAAGCUGCAAGUGCCGGGGGCCGUGGGUUGGCGUGGGGGUCCCCACACAGCUCGGCCACCCCCAAAGCUCAACCCCCCAUUUCCCAUCCCCGUGGGGGCUUUUUUUCCUGCUGGAAACGUGCCUGUGAUGGCCUUAAAGCGGGUUAAAGGCUUCAAAGCUCAGGGUGCAGGACACGGCGAGAUUCGCGGCUUUUCUCAGCUUAGGUUUUGCUGAAUUAAAAAGAAAUAGAAUAUUCCUGAGGAAAAGGGGACGCUGAUGGCAACGGAGCCCUCGGUGACACGGACCCGGAGCGUCACCCACCAACAUCGCGGUGGGCGCCGAGGGCUGAUCCAACACCGCACCCAUCGAAAACCAGCCCCCCCAAUUUGGGCUGGGAAACGGGGGUCGAAUCCUGACCCCGGGUCGCACCCUGGGAGCUUUAACUGCCCACACAAGGCUGUGACGCGGCUCAAAGGGCGCUCUGUACACUUAUAUAUUUAUGUAUGUAUAUAUGUCUGUCUAUAGGCAUAUGAAAUUACAGCCACCCGGGUCACCCCAUCCCACCCCCACUACUCCGUGUGACGGGACUCGGGUCUGAACCUGCGUCGGCCGGGACCUCGCAACGCGCUUCGCCGGGAUUUCCAGCCCCGGCCCUCGCGACUCCGGGCUUUUCAAUGGCAUUUCCAUAUAGGAACCACGCUUUCUGAGAAAUAAAUGUAUUAUAAUAAGCGCUAGCAAGCAGUUUCCAGCUCUGCUCCGAGUCCCGGGUGCUCAGAACAAGGAGGGUGCUGUGCCGGGGCUCGGGGGUGAUGGGACAAGAACCGUCUCUGCAGCUGGUACAUCUGUAAUGGGAAAAACUCACCUUUAUGGAGCCCUAAAUCCCUGUAUUUUACCAACCCCGGUACAGAGGCCCUUGCACCGCACGGCAGCUUUCGGGACGGUCAUCAAGAUACAGUUUUAAUAGCCCAGCGGCUCAAACUCCGGCCCGAAUUACGUUUGUAAUUUAAAUGCAAAUGAGGAUUUAGUGAAAACGUAACAGAAAUGGGUGUUGGAGCCUGUAACUCCGCUCCCGCUUAAUGAGACUUCAGAUUUCAGAGCAUUUAUCGCUUCUGCCGUGUCCAUUUGUGGUUUGUGAUUUCCCGAAGAACAGAAGCACAAAGAGACGUGAAAUCCAGGUUUCCAGCCUGAAGUUUGUUGCUGGGGGGGCACCAGAAAAUGAACCCAGGUCCCAAAUCCGGCAGCUCCAGUUAAACCAGCAGCCGAAUGUCGUAGCAAUGGGCCCCGCCGCCCCAGCCCUUUCCAGCCCAACAACACGUUUGCUGCUGCAGAAAAUGUGGUUUGUUUUUUAUUUUCCUUAAUUAAUCCGCCAGAUAACGUACCCUAAUGUACCAGGCUUUGUUCUUCCGCAUGUGAUUAAUUACGAAGCCGCCCGUUCCUUUGUUUACUCCGCAGGUUCGGGGUGACGGUAACUGCGCGGUGAUGCAGGUGGACAUGAGGGAAUGUGGCUUUCCCACCCCCCUCCGCGCCAGCCGGGGCUGCAGCCGGGCUCUCCAAUGCUUAUUGACUCCUAAUUCAUCGCUUAAAAUGGAAAAUGGAAAUGGAAAAUCAUUUAAAUCAUUUAAAAUGGAAAAUUCAGGUUCCAGUAUAAGUUGGGGAAUGACCUAUUAGAGAGCAGUGUAGGGGAAAGGGACCUGGGGGUCCUGGGGACAGCAGGGUGACCAUGAGCCAGCACUGGGCCCUUGUGGCCAGGAAGCCAAUGGUACCUGGGGUGGGUUAGAAGGGGGUGGUCAGUAGGUCAGAGAGGUUCUCCUGCCCCUCUGCUCUGCCCUGGGGAGACCACACCUGGAAUAUUGUGUCCAGUUGUGGCCCCUCAGUUCCAGCAGGACAGGGAACUGCUGCAGAGAGUCCAGCGCAGCCACCAAGAUGCUGGAGGGAGUGGAGCAUCUCCCGUGUGAGGAAAGGCUGAGGGAGCUGGGGCUCUGGAGCUGGACAAGAGGAGACUGAGGGGGGACUCAUUGCUGGGGAUCAAUAUGGAAAGGGGGAGUGUCAGGAGGAUGGAGCCAGGCUCUUCUGGUGACAACCAGUGACAGGACAAGGGGCAAUGGGUGCAAACUGGAACACAGGAGGUUCCACUGAAAUACGAGAAGAAACUUGUUGGGGUGAAGGUGGCAGAGCCUGGCCCAGGCUGCCCAGGGGGUUGUGGAGUCUCCUUCUGUGCAGACAUUCCAACCCGCCUGGACACCUUCCUGUGUAACCUCAUCUGGGUGUUCCUGCUCCAUGGGGGGAUUGCACUGCAUGAGCUUUCCAGGGCCCUUCAACCCCUGACAUUGUGUGGUUCUGUGAUUCUGUGACAAAGAAAAAAAGACACUAUGAAUAUUAAUAA